Messenger RNA from Thermochaetoides thermophila DSM 1495, 1491 nucleotides. RefSeq lists its product as uncharacterized. Gene Ontology annotation, molecular function: serine-type endopeptidase activity. Gene Ontology annotation, biological process: proteolysis. Lineage: Eukaryota; Fungi; Ascomycota; Sordariomycetes; Sordariales; Chaetomiaceae. The transcript has 3 exons. The coding region runs from base 1 to 1491 and encodes 496 amino acids. Gene Ontology annotation, cellular component: membrane. The record is from RefSeq and is a predicted model, not a curated record.
AUGGCAAGCGCAGACUACUACAACCAACGACCUCAUCUCGACGCGGGAUCCCAAUAUUCCGGGUAUUAUGGCGGCCGGUCAUCGCCCUCGGCCAGCUCACAGCAGCACCUUGCACCUGGAAGCCAGCCAUCGCAAGGUGUGUCUCCUUUUGAAACAGCAUUUGACGACCAUGUCUAUCCAGCGAGUUCGUACCGUCCAACCCCGGCCUCGAGCCAUCACAGUCUGAGCCACCAGGACCCGGACACGGGAUACCACGGCGCCUCUCCAGACGACUUUGCUUACCAAGCUUACCAUCACCAAGCAGAUGAUAUCCCUCUCCAAACCAAUCCUCAGCGCCUCUCGGUGAAGGACGCUGAGAUGCCGGAUCACGUCUACGACGCUCCCCAGCCUAGGCCUGAACGGAGACGCCGCAUCCGCUUCGGCGAGCUAGGCAUGCUUGGGUCAAACCACAAGAAGAUACCGCUCGUUGUCUACUUCCUCACCGUUGUUCAGAUAGCCGUCUUUGUGGCAACCCUCACAGGCUCGCCCAUCAUGCUCAAGCCCAGCUUCAACCCCAUGAUCGGCCCCUCCACCUAUGUUCUCAUAAACAUGGGAGCCCGUUUCGUCCCAUGCAUGCAUAAUGUCGAAGGCAUCCAGAAUGCUACCACCGUGGUCUACUGGCCCUGUCCAUGGUCAAAGUCCAACGACCCGAGCCUCCCCGAGAACCAGUGCACCUUGUCACAGCUCUGCGGCUUCGGCGGCGUUCCCGAGCCCAAGUACGCCCCAGGUGCAUCCAUGGACGACAAGCCCGAGCCUAAUCAGUGGUUCCGCUUCAUUAUCCCCAUUUUUAUGCAUGCCGGCGUCAUUCAUAUCGGCUUCAACCUGCUGCUCCAGCUCACCCUUGGUCGUGACAUGGAGAGAUCCAUCGGCUCCAUCCGCUUCUUCCUGGUCUACAUGUGCUCAGGGAUCUUCGGGUUCGUCAUGGGCGGCAACUUUGCGGCCACUGGUAUCGCUUCCACUGGCGCGUCGGGUUCUCUCUUUGGCAUCAUUGCAUUGACCCUCCUCGACCUAUUUUACUCCUGGAAGGAUCGCAUGAACCCUGUCAAAGAUCUCUCCUACAUUCUUCUCAAUGUCAUCAUCUCCUUCGUCCUGGGUCUGCUCCCUGGUCUCGACAACUUCUCGCACAUCGGCGGCUUUCUGAUGGGCCUCGCUCUGGGCAUCUGCGUCCUGCACUCCCCUAACUCGCUGCGCCGCCGCAUUGGCGGCGAUGUCCCGUAUGCAAGCUCACAUGUUUCGAGUGGCUAUGCCUCCCAGGGCACACCGCCGAGCUUCUUUAAGAACCCAGUUGGCUUUUUCAAGGGUCGCAAGCCUCUCUGGUGGGCUUGGUGGCUCAUCCGUGCCGGCGCUCUGAUCCUUGUCUUGGUUGUCUUCAUCCUCAUGCUCAACAACUUCUACGUCUACCACACCAAGUGCAGCUGGUGCAAGUACCUCAGUUGCAUGCAAUUGGUGUGA